This is a messenger RNA of Phalacrocorax carbo (great cormorant), 2243 nucleotides long. NCBI's taxonomy places the organism in Eukaryota, Metazoa, Chordata, Aves, Suliformes, Phalacrocoracidae. The record is from RefSeq and is a predicted model, not a curated record.
GGCGGGCGGGCGGGGCGGGGCGGUGCCGCGCGCGGGCCGCCAGGGGUCGCUGCGCCGCGGCGCUGAGGGCAGCGGCCGCCAUGUCCCGCUGGGGCCCCGCGCAGCACGAUGGCGAGUGGGGGCCCGAGGCCUGGCAGCCGCCGCCGCCGCCCCCCGGCGGGGCCGAGCCGGCCGCCGUGCCCGAGAUCUCGCUGUGGACGGUGGUGGCGGCGGUGCAGGCGGUGGAGCGCAGGGUGGAGUCGCAGGCCCUGCGGCUGCUGAGCCUGGAGGGCCGGGCCGAGACGGCCGAGCGGAAGGUGACCGGGCUGGAGAAGGCGGUGCUGGACGUCGGGAGCCGGCUGGAGCGCGGCUGGGCCGCCCUGGCCGCGCUGCUGCGGGAGAACAGCCGCCGCCUGCGGCACGUCGAGCGGCAGCUCCAGCACCGCGGAGACCCCGCGCCGGGCAUCGCCGGAGGCGGCGGCGAGCCCCAGGUGCCAGCGGUGUGCGAGGAUGACGCGGCCAGUUUGCUGGAGCAGGAGUGGGGGAGCGCGGACAGCCGGCAGAAGGAGCUCUACAGGAUCGCGAUGAAGGCCGAUUACGAGGCCGUGGUGUCGCUCGGGCCCGGAGACGCCAGCACCAAACCCACCCUGCUGCUGCCGGCUGAGGACGGGGAGGAUGCGGGUGCGAGGACCCACGACGGGCUGCCGGAGAAGGGAGCGGUGCCGGGGCACCUCGGUGGCGGUGAGAAGAUCGUGAUCAAGACAGAAGAGCAGCAGCCCCAGGAGGAAGGCUCGGCGCUCCUGGCUCUGCCGCAGGCGCCCUCGGUGAGACUGGAAGAGGAGGUUCCCCUGAGCCAGGAGCAGCCGGUGCCCUGGGAGAGCCGCGCCGGCUUGGACGAGCAGAAGGCAGCAGGAGAGGGCUUAGGGGAGUUCUGCAAACACGGGACCCCCCAGCCCGAAUUUAAGCCCGUGGUGGUGCCGGUGGAAGCUCACCCUGCCCCGGGCUUGCCCUUCCCAACAGAGCACGUGCUCAGCGUGGGGACUGACCAGCCGUUCGCCCUGCCCCAGGGAAUGCCGCUGGGAGAAGACACCGCCGCAGAGGCGGCCUCGUCGCAGCCCAGCUCGGAGGAGCAUCGUCCCUGUGCCGCGGGGGAAGAGCCCCGCGCGCUGCCGCUGGGCUGGAAGAGCGUCCGGCUGAAGCGCAACCUCCUGGCGCGGCAGCAGAGCCAGGCGAGGAAGAGCAACGGCUCCUUCAUCUGCACGGCCUGCGGGAAGAGCCUGGCCCACCACGCCGCGCUGCUGCGGCACCAGCGCCUGCACACGGGCGAGCGUCCCUUCCAGUGCCCGGCCUGCGGGAAGAGCUUCAACGAGAAGUCCAACCUCAACAAGCACUACCGCAUCCACACCGGGGAGCGUCCCUACCGCUGCGCCGCCUGCGGCAAGGGCUUCAUCCAGAAGCAUCACCUCCAGAAGCACCAGCGCAUCCACGGCGUGCAGCUGCGGGGAGGCUGGGCAGCGCGGCCCGCGCGGGCCAGCGCCGCCGGGGAGCGGCUCUACCGCUGCAUCGAGUGCGCGGAGAGCUUCCCCCAGAAAGCGUCGCUGGAGGAGCACCAGCGCCGGCACACCCAGCAGCGGCCCUUCCAGUGCAACGGCUGCAGCAAGAGUUUCCGGCACCGGCAGUCUCUGAACCACCACCAGAAAGUCCACGCCGUUGCCGGCUCUCCCGCCGUCGGCUUGCCGAACCAUGACCGGGUGACUGGGCCCUGCAAAGCUUUGACCCAGGAUAAUCCGUAGGGCGCAGGGCUGGCGGAGGGAAGGGGCGGCGUUUCUCCGGGCUGCUCCGCAGAGGCGCAGCAGCCUGCGACGACGGCACGCGCCGGGCAGCUGGUGUCGCACCGCCGCAGGGCUCGUUGCAGUGCCGCGGGGCGCUCUGCCGUGCCGGGGGGGGCUCUGCACCGCCCGGGCCUGCGGGAGGAGGAGGAUGGAGGCAGGCUGAUGCGCUGCGUGGGCGAAGAGACUGGCCCAAGAGGCAGCGGAGGAGGUUCGGCGGCCGGGGCCGAGCCGGGUUGUGCCGCUGCCCUGGGGAAGGGGGAACGCGGCUGCGGAGCGGGGCGUGGUGCGGUGGAACUCAGGGUUAUUUAAACACCACCAGCGUGGCGGUGGUGUGGGGGCGUUCGGUGGCCCGAGGAGGGGCUGCGGUGGCUGGGCGGCAGCCGGGGGUCAGCGGCUGAGCCGGGAAGAGACUCUGAUAAAAGACUGGGCUGA